Messenger RNA from Perca flavescens (yellow perch), 5215 nucleotides. It is a transcript of the gene jade2, whose product is annotated as jade family PHD finger 2. Bases 76 to 2883 code for a protein of 935 amino acids. The record is from RefSeq and is a predicted model, not a curated record. NCBI's taxonomy places the organism in Eukaryota, Metazoa, Chordata, Actinopteri, Perciformes, Percidae. The transcript has 14 exons. Gene Ontology annotation, biological process: regulation of transcription by RNA polymerase II. Gene Ontology annotation, cellular component: histone acetyltransferase complex.
AUCUCCUAAUCUCCGGGAAUCGCCCGCCGUCCAGGACUGUGGACGUUUCUGCAUCCGAAGCUGACUGCGAUCAAGAUGGAGAGCGAAAAGAAGAGGAGAAAAUACUCCACGAGCAGCAACGACUCCGACACCACCGACAGUCAGGUAAUGUCGUGGUCCAGGUCAUCCAAGAACACAGGCACCAGCAGCACAUGGGUCCGCCACCAGCACAAGAAACCGUCAGAGGUAUUUCGUACCGACUUCAUCACGGCAAUGAAGCUGCCGGACUCGGCCCAGCUCGGCCCGGACGACUUUUAUGUGCUCUCGGACCCUUGGAGACAAGAGUGGGAGAAGGGAGUGCAGGUCCCUGCCAGCCUGGAGGGCAUACCAGAACCCGUGGUCAGGUUGCUGCCGACUGAGUCGACAGGUGGCCUUUCCAACAACAGGCAGGAGAGGGAGAGCAACACCCAGCCUCCUCCCACCCAGCGCUACAGCUGCUAUGACCUGGAUGACAUGGACGUUGCCUGGCUGGAGCUGGUCAACCAGGAGUUCAGACAGAUGGCACUACCAGAGCUGGACGAACUGACGAUGGAGUGCGUUUUGGUCGAGCUGGAGAGCGUGUGCGAGGAGAAGAUGCGGCAGGCCAUCGAGACGGAGGAAGGCCUGGGCAUCGAGUACGACGAGGACGUGGUGUGUGACGUCUGCCGCUCGCCAGAGGGAGAGGACAGCAACGAGAUGGUCUUCUGUGACAAGUGCAACGUUUGCGUUCAUCAGGCGUGUUAUGGCAUCCUGAAGGUACCCCAGGGGAACUGGCUGUGUCGGACCUGCGCUCUAGGCGUUCAGCCCAAAUGUCUGCUCUGUCCUAAGAGAGGGGGGGCCCUCAAACCCACCCGCAGUGGAACCAAGUGGGUCCACGUCAGCUGUGCCUUAUGGAUCCCUGAGGUGAGUAUAGGCUGUCCAGAGAAGAUGGAGCCCAUUACCAAGGUGUCCCACAUCCCUGCCAGCCGCUGGGCUCUGUCCUGCAGCCUGUGUCGAGAACACACAGGAACCUGCAUACAGUGCUCCAUGCCCUCUUGUAUGGUGGCCUUCCAUGUGACGUGCGCCUUUGACCACGGCCUGGAGAUGAGGACCCUCCUGGCAGAGAACGACGAGGUGCGCUUCAAGUCCUUCUGUCUAGAUCACAGCUGCACCGCCAGCAACAGUAGUACAACCACCAACAACUUCUCCAGUUUGACCAGUGUGAGCAUUGGCAACCACACCACCACUUCCAGCACCAGUGGAGCACACACCACAGCCAGACCUGACUGGACCACCACCGGUGUGAGUUCUGAGCUCCGGCCGGACCAUCAGCACCAGCCAAACAUCUGCAGCGAUCAGGAGCAGAGGUCGGUAUUGUACCCAAUUUCAGUGUCGGCAUCAGAGCGAGCUGAGCGGGACCAGCUGGAGAGAGAGAAAGUGAGCCAGAGGAAACAGAAGCUCCAGGAGCUGGAGGAUGAGUUUUACCAACUGGUGGACCCCAGGGAGGUUGCUGAAAACUUGGCGCUGCCCUUUUCCCAGGUGGACUUCUUAUAUCAGUUCUGGAAGAUGAAGAGGAAGGCCAACUUUAAUCGACCUCUGGUCACCUUAAAGAGAGACGAGGUGGACAACCUGGCCCAGCAGGAGCAGGAUGUCCUCUACAGACGCCUCAAACUCUUUACACACCUCCGGCAAGACCUGGAGAGGGUGCGUAACCUGUGCUACAUGGUGACACGGAGGGAGAAAAUGAAACACACCCUGUGUGACCUCCAGGAAAAGAUCUUCCACCUGCAGAUACAACUACUGGAAGAGGACAUUGCUGGAGAUAAAACCAAGAAGGGAGAAAAGAGGAAGCAGAAUGGAGUGAAGGAGAAAGGAAAGGAGAGGAGAAAAAGUAGUCCUGAGAAGAAAAAGGAGAGAUUGAAGCCAGAGAACGGCUCCCUGCUAAAAGAGCUAGGUUUGUCAAAGUCCUUCCCGUUGGACAACUCUUUGUUCGACAGCUGGCUCGCCCAGUCGGUUCAGAUCACAGCUGAUGACAUGCUGAGCCAGUGGGCUCUGGGUGCCCAGCAUCGGGACAAGAGUGGUAGCCUGCUCUCCGACCAGCUCCUGCAAGGCGAGGAAAGCCUGCUAAACCUGAUGAUGGAGAAUUCCAUGCAGUCCACCUGGAAAACACCCCAGCUGGGCCGCAAACCGCGAGGGAGCAACAAGCCCCGUGCUCGUAGUAACCCGCAAUCCACCACCCUGCCGCAGACGCUGCUGUCUGCAGCGGCCGCCUCCGCCGCCAGCAGCCCCUCCCCUGCAAAGAGCCUCUGGGCAAGCGUGGCGGAGGAAAAGCCCACCCAUGUGGGUCAGAAAGGGGAAAGGUCCAGGGGAUCCUCCAAGGCCUUGCACCACAACUACCUUCAUCACCACCAGACAAGAAGCUCUGACCUGCACAGGGAACCGCCACCGCAGCCACCGAUCUCCAAAAUGGAUUCCUGUCACAUCUCGGAGGACCGCGGCCCGUGGGACAGCAUCCACCCAGGGAAUGGUGUUGCAUCUGGUUUCGCUGCAGGCUCAUCUCCGCGUCCGGCCUCCAGCCCUGGGGUCACGUUGCCCGACACAGGGGCGACCAUUCGUGGCAGGGGUCCGCGGCUCCGUCUGUCCCGCCAUGGUAAAUCCAGAGGUAGGGGCGUUAGUGGAGGUGGAGGCAUAGCAGCGCUGGAGUCUGUUGGCCUGCCGCUCACAGGAAAGGACAUCUCCCUGCUGGACGCUGCCGAGACUGACGGGUACUUCUCUGAUGGCGAGCAGAGUGAUUCGGACACGCGCUCUGGCGGACGCAAACUCCGCUUGCCGCAGUUGCAUUCUGGGAACGAGGACCUACUGAGAAGGAGUGUGCUGGCAUCCUAAAGAACUGAGACUCAAACCAACACACACACACACACAUAUACACACAGUUAUCCAAGCAGAGUUCCGCUGGCUAAUUGUUUCUCCAUCUGUGCCCAAUAUAUAGUCCACAAAACAUAGCUGGAUGGCUUUGUUCAACCCAAUCCUUGUCACAUUUACUAGUGGAAGAUCUCUUCAGCUCUCACCUGCUUUCUUUUGGGGGGGAACUUGAAUGUAGCUGAUGGUCUGUUGUACAGUAAAGCCUCUCCUCUGGACCAUAGUUUGUCGAUAGCUUACCACAAGAUGCGAUACAUUCAACAAAUAGGAAACAAACAUUACCUUUAGUCUUUUUUUGUUUUGUAUUUCAGAUUCAUUUUGUUUUUGGGCGUUGAAGUACCUAUUUCUGGCCUCAUGUCUGUGGUCUCUGCCAGACUUGGGGACAAAUACUUCGGGGCAUUAUUAUUAUUCAAGCUGGUUUCAGGGUCUGCUUCGCUCUUGGUCUUUAUAGCCUGAGAUGCAUCCAAUGAGUCCUUGUUUUCUUGAAUAUGUUAAGUGGAAAGACAAUUUCACACCGGAGCUGGUCUGAAUAUGUGCUGAGGGUGACAUGGGAUAACAUGUAUUCAGCCUUGAAAAGCACAACUAGCUAGUCAUAAGAGCUGUAAUGUAAGCACUCGUGUGCAUAAUAGAUGCUCAUUCAGGGUUGGGGUCAAUUCUCAUCAUGUUGACUCAGUUCCAAAUUCUAUAUACAAAAACUGUCAUUCUCAAAUCUUCACAGACUAAAAAAACUGAUUUCCAGCUAUUCCAAUUUUGUGACCCCAACCCUGGUGCACAUUCAGAUUGUCACACAGAGACACAAACACACAUACAUACUGACACACAUACUACUAUAAGCAAAUCCCUUUGCUCUCAUCACAGCUGUUGUUGAAAUAUUUGAUCUUCUGUCAGAUGCUUUCAAAUUUUGAGUUCAGUUUUUUUUUUUUUUUUUUUUUUUUUGCCUGAACCUUUGGAGAAAAAUCAUCAUAGAAACUCUGUGCCUUCUGUCGCUUGCCCUAUGCCCCUGCCUGCCUCCCCUCAACCCCACCCCCCAACCUUAUCAAUCAACCAAACAAUCAGUAAGUAGAUCAAUCAGUCGUUUCUCAAUCGGAUUUGUAACAAUCAAACCAAAAGGAAAUCCCGUUGGAUUGGUUACUGAGUGUAGCCAGUAUUGGGCUCCUUGUCACCUUAACAAUUGUCUAGUGCCUGAAACAAGGAUGUAAAUGCAGCGUUUGCCAAUAAUCAACAAAGCAUCUGCAACAGUUAGCAAAGCAGAGCCACACUGUACUAUCAAUGCAAAGAGCUGCCUACUGUUCUGUGCCCCCCACCCCCAAUCCCCCCACACCUUUAACUAGAUCACUGCAGUCCAGAGCCAUCAAUAAACAGGGUUUGGCCAGGUUACACUUUGGGCAGCAGCAAUAGAUACACGUGGAGAACAAAACCAGUCUUUUAGAUUGGUGGCAAAAACUUGACUGUUUUUAUAUGUUGUGUAGCCUAUUUCCUCUUUCAGCUCGGUGGUAUUAAUUAAUAAUGCGUCAUAAUUUAAGAUUCUUGUGUACAAAUAUGCCAAAAUCUUAGGCAAAAAAAAGUCCUUUUCACUGCCGACUGUCCUCAUUCCCAUUUAGUGAUGAGAAAAAACUGGAUAAAGAACGUGACAAAAUAAUCUUAACUCACUUAAUGGCUUUUUCUGAGCUUUCAACCACAACUCACAGUCUUGGCUGGCAGUUUAUCCACAUAAUUGUAUGAUUUAAAAGUAGUGAAGCCCUCAAAAGUCAGUCAUUUGUUACUAUUAUAUGAGGCCACUGGGGUUUACAGUGCACAGUGCAGUUUUCAGGCAAUAGACAUCAAUAGAAACAAGUUAGUCUAACUUUAUCUCAUCCAUGUGUAUCUAUGCAAUUGAUGAUAUUGGUGUAGUAAGAUGCCCAACUCUGUUUUAUUCAGCCAAGCACUGAGUAGGCAUGUUGUUGUGUAAGUUUGACGUAGCCAAGCUCUCGCAACUGAUGGCUCUGCUGCACCUGUUCUCCUGUUAGAUGAAUGAUGACAAUGUAAUGAUCAGCUUCUUCUUCUCGAGUCCUGCACUCUUAAGUUCUUGAAUUGAGUUGUUUAAAAAAAGAAAAGAAAAAAAACUUUUUUUUCUCUCAGAGAGUUGUAUUUUGUACUUAAAGCAGUCCAUGGUAUUCUCAGGGGUUAAGAAAAACUUUUAAAAAGAAUAAAAGGUUUAAAGAUUUAUCGUAAAAGCGACGCAAGACAGAGAUACUAUAUAUAUAUAUACAUAUUUUAUAUCAUAUACAGUAUAUAUAUAUAUAUAUAAAGUGAUGUGUGU